AUGAUGAAAUUGCCGCUGAAGAUCAACACCAAAGUACAAGUGUUCGUGUUCAAUGAACCACGCCGCCUGCUUCACUCUGCUUCGAUAGUGAAAGCUAUUCCCCCUUUCCCUCACGAAUCCUAUCCACAGGAGGUUCGAUCCUUUAAGCCUCCGAUCUUGUCUGCAUUUGCCUUUUAUUCUUCUGAUCUCGAUAUCCAAAAAUGGCAGAUCUUGAAGCACCAUUGGUACGCCCAAAACGAAAGAAAAUUUGGGUGGACUAUUUUGUCCAAUUCAGAUGGAUUAUUAUCCGAAUGGAAAUCAUACAAACAACGCCAAAAAGAACACGAAGAAAACGUCAAAAAAGUCGUGAAACGUCUCGCAGAACGAAACCCAUCGAAAGACGGGCUCGUAUGCACCGCCCGAAAGCCCUGGAUCGCGGUCGGAAUGCGAAACGUUGACUACAAGCGCGCCCGCCAUUUCGAAGUUGACCUUUCCGCCUUCCGGAACAUUCUAGAAAUAGACCAAGAACGAAUGAUCGCAAAAUGCGAACCCUUGGUCAACAUGGGUCAAAUCACGCGGGCCACGGUCCCAUUAAACCUCGCGCUCGCGGUCGUUGCUGAGCUGGACGAUUUGACAGUUGGCGGGCUUAUCAACGGGUAUGGAAUCGAGGGGAGUUCGCAUUUAUACGGGCUUUUUUCCGAUACCGUAGUGGCAUAUGAAAUUGUUCUUUCCGGUGGACGUGUUGUUAGAGCUACACGAGAGAAUGAGUAUUCCGAUCUUUUCUAUGCCAUUCCGUGGUCCCAAGGAACUCUCGGAUUACUCGUUUCCGCCGAAAUCAAACUGAUUCCGAUCAAGGAAUACAUGAAGCUAACUUACAAACCCGUGAGAGGAAACAUUCGUGAUCUCGGCCAAGCUUAUAUCGACUCAUUCGCACCACCUUUCGGGAUAGAUAAUGACGAAAGUACCCCUGAUUUUGUUGAAACGAUGAUUUACAACGCGAAUGAAGGUGUUUGUAUGACGGGAAAGUACGCGUCGAAAGAAGAGGCGAAGACGAAAGGGAAUAAGAUAAAUAGUGUCGGGUGGUGGUUUAAACCGUGGUUUUAUCAACAUGCUCAAACGGCUUUGACAAAAGGGGAAUUUGUCGAGUAUAUUCCGACGCGUGAGUAUUAUCAUAGACAUACGCGGUGUUUGUAUUGGGAAGGGAAGCUUAUUCUUCCGUUUGGUGAUCAAUGGUGGUUUAGGUAUUUGCUUGGGUGGAUGAUGCCACCAAAGGUUUCUUUACUUAAAGCUACACAAGGUGAAGCUAUUCGAAACUAUUAUCAUGAAAUGCAUGUCAUUCAAGAUAUGCUUGUUCCUCUUUACAAAGUUCCCGAUGCUUUAGAAUGGGUCGAUCGUGAAAUGGAGGUGUAUCCACUAUGGCUAUGUCCACACCGGUUGUUCAACCUACCAUGGAAAACGAUGGUGUACCCGGAGCCAGGGUUUGAUGAAGAGAUGAGACAAGGGGACACGGCGUAUGCGCAAAUGUACACGGAUGUCGGUGUGUAUUAUGCACCGGGACCCGUGUUGAGGGGGGAGGUGUUUGAUGGGGCGGAUGCGGUUCGGAGAAUGGAAAAUUGGUUGAUUGAGAACCAUGGGUUUCAGCCACAAUACGCGGUGUCUGAACUGAAUGAGAAGAAUUUCUGGAGGAUGUUUGAAGCGGGGCUUUAUGAAGAGUGUAGGAAUAAGUAUGGAGCUGUGGGGACGUUUAUGAGUGUUUAUUAUAAGUGUAAGAAAGGGAGGAAGACGGAGAAGGAGGUUCAGGAAGCUGAGCAAGCUCAGGUGGAAGUUCCUUAUGCUGAAGAAGAUUGAUUGGUUUGGUAGUUUAGAUGUAUGGAUUUAGUGUCACGGUUGAUUGGGUUUCUUGUUGAUUAUUAUUAUUGUUUGUUUGCAGAGACUAAGAACAUGAAACAUUAUUUGAUUUGGACCUUAAUUAUCAUCGGUUUUCGUGUUUGUUUUUGGGAAACUGGUCACGUCAUAAGUCAUAAUCAGUCCCUUUGGAUAUUAGCCUGGAAAGAAAGGAUUGGUAUUAAAACAAGAUUAGGCAACCUUGAAAGUUGAAAUAAAUCAAUUUUGUUUUUCUUGAAAUAAAUGAGAAGCUAUUUUAUAUUAACGUUGUAAAGCUUUUUAGUUUAUACAUGAGGCACUUUUUAAGAGCAGAUAGUAUCACAACCUAUUCUGCUAUUACAUCUUUAGACACACUUGACAUUUAAAUGUAGCUAUAAAUAAAU
Messenger RNA from Lactuca saligna, 2246 nucleotides. NCBI's taxonomy places the organism in Eukaryota, Viridiplantae, Streptophyta, Magnoliopsida, Asterales, Asteraceae. The record is from the annotation of a GenBank genome assembly.